UUUCCUGCGCCCCACACGUCACAUGUAUGCGUUCGCACCUCCUCUGCGCCCUCCCGGCGGCUUGGCACCCUUUAACGUCGGCAGCCCAUCGAACAGCAAACGAUCAUCUGCGGCUCUCGGCAGGCGACAUGGACGACUGUAUCUAUUUUUGAUGGCUGCGAGAUUCUUUUUCCUCGUAGGAAUGACGGAGGAAAGUCAAUUUGAGGCAUGCCGGCCACGGGGAAUGGUCGUCUUUGUCAGGGCCCAUAAACAAUCCCGUAUCUCCAAUUUUCUGGGAUUAGAAACACACAACGUUUGGCAAUCGAUGCUUUUUUUCAUGAACUUCAACUGUCUCGAUCUCGUUGCGCGACGAGCUAGAAUCUUCCUUCCUCCGAGCUGCAGAGCUUUGUUGUCAGUCAACCCCGUUGAGGAAUGAAGUCCAGCAUGAGGCAGUGGCGGAGGCUCGUGGUGGUGGGAAUCCUGGCCUGGGGUCUCAUCUUUCUCAGCCUUUUUUCCUACUUCCUGGACGCCCGCGUCAACGAGUUGCUUACCUCCGCCGGGUCCCUGCUGUCGCAGCACCCCGAUACCCGCCGCCUGACCUCCAUCCAGGCCUCCCCUCAGCAGAACGGCGUCGCGGCCUCGCCGGGAGAUGGGCCGGAAACGGAGGUGAGCCGCGGCCCCGACAGCAGCCAGGAGAGCGGUCGCCGAGACUACUUGGACCCGCAGACUCUGGCGGCCUGGUCUUCCUUCGGCACAGAGAAUGUGGACUCUCCCGCGGACCCGGUGGCCCAGAGUCACGAGAGGCCUUCCCAGACUGCGGGACAUCAAAACCGUGUGAGCGGCUCAAAGGGAGAUGAGCGAGAAAGUGCAGAUGAAGAAAAGGGAAACCAAAUGAAGUCGGCAUCAGUGUUGGAGCGCCUGUGGCGGGGCCGCUUGUCCGCCGACAUGCUGGACCCUUGGCUGCAGCAGGUCCAGAAAGGCUUCUUGAAUGCCAACAGCCAUCACGUGGCCUACAAGGGGCCCCGCCGGGCCUCUCAAAGUGCCAAGGAGCUGCUGUGUCAGAUGAAGACCCGGGCCCCGCUGAGCACGCUAGACGGGUCGGAGGAGCCCUUCUCCUCAUUGGGAUGGGCCCGCCUGGUGCCCUUUCUCCCAUUGGAGCAGCUGCACAGGUCUCCGGGUGGGAGCAGCUUCAGGACCUGCGCCGUGGUCUCCUCUGCUGGCUCCGUACUACGAUCGGGACUGGGCAAAGAGAUCGAUGCUCACGACGCUGUGAUGAGGCUCAACGCGGCGCCCACUGAGGGUUACGAGAAAGACGUGGGCAACAAGACCACCAUACGUGUCAUCAACUCAAAGGUUAUUGUAAGUCCAAAGCACCACUUCAAGACCAGUUCUCUUUACAAGAAUGUAACCUUGGUGGCCUGGGACCCUCCGCCUUACUCGCUCAAAUUGCACAAGUGGUUCACCAGUCCAGACUUCAACCUGUUCGCUCCGUACAUGGAGCACCGCGAGUCCCAUCCCGAGCAGCCCUUCUACAUCCUCCAUCCCAGGUACCUUUGGGGCCUCUGGGAUGUGAUUCAGGGCAACACUCUGGUGAACAUCCAGCCCAACCCUCCCUCGACUGGCUUCAUAGGGAUCCUCCUGAUGAUGGCGCUGUGCGAGCAGGUCCACGUGUACGAGUUCCUCCCCUCCACGAGGAAGACGGACCUGUGUCAUUACUACGAGCGUUACUCGGACGCGGCCUGCACGCUGGGCGCCUACCACCCGCUGUUGUACGAGAAGAGCCUCAUCCAGCGGAUCAACAGCGGCACCGAGGCCGACCUGCGCAACAAGGGACGAGUCACGCUCCCCGGCUUCCGCACUUUCGACUGCGACAUCUGAAUUGACCAGAGAUGACUCACUGAGCCCACGUUAUGGAACUCUGACCUUUUCUGGGCCCACUUCGGGCGCGCUUGCAAUAAAGCCACUGGAGAUGAGGAGGCUGCGGCGGAGGGGUGGGGGUGCAGCUGGGCUUACAAGUUUUGGAUUAGAUUGACAAAAAACACAAGCCAUAUUGCUUCAGGGUGCUGGGGGGAAUCAACAUAGAGGCUUUGGGAAGAGCUUGUUUUCAUCAAAAUGUUCUUUGGGUUUUCCAGGCUGCUGGAGGGGGGGAAAAAAAAACUAAACAAAAAAAAUGCGACAUAUGUCUUUGAAAAAGACAUAUCUCUCUGCUUUAGCUGAGCCACGUUAGCUGUGGAGCUGACUUAGCGUAGCCACAGCUUUUAAAGAGUUUUUAGGGAAUUUUCAACAAUGUUCUAAUUGGUGGAAAGUGUCUUUUUUAAUAGUCAGGGUGGUUAUCCUCUUUCACACUUUUCUGGUAGUGGCCGAAGCACUUUUGUAUACUCGUCAGAGGUCAUCCGGGUUGUUGUAAUUUGGCUUUGGGAUAGUGUGCACGACCAGUUCAGUCCCCCUCGAUGUGAUUUUUGACCUGAUUACGCGGCUUGUUGCUCCACGUUUAAAAACCUCCCGCAGGUUCUCCCCCUCGCCGACAUAAAAGAACAUCGCAGGUGCCUGCCCAGUUUAGUUAAUUUAGUUGACGGAGCGAGGUAGGCUGAAGGAUUGGGGGUUAGUGGGUAGCUGAUGGAAAAUAUAUACAAUCAUAGAUUGAUUUCAGUACGUUCUUUUAUCAAUGCCCGUCCCACAUCUGCUGACUUGUUUGGUAUUGACUAAUGACUUGAUUAGACUUGAGUAUGUUUGUGGUUGGAGGGUUAUAGUCCCCGUUUGAUUAAAUCAGAGAAUGACUCCUGGGUUGUGAGAAGACAAUGGUCAUCAUUGAGGGCAUCGUCCAUCUUUAAUGAAGACGAUGAGGCGGAGCUAAAGUAUAUUUUUUAAACAACCACUGUGUUUGCUGCUUUUGCUGUAUAUUUGUUACUUCUUGCAUCUUGGGGUCGUCUAGGUAGAGCAGGACAGGAAUGUACAGUACACGGGUAAAAUGUUGGUAUGCAAGUAGAGUAGGGUAAGCUAGAGAUGUGGGCAGGUACGGUCGGCAAUCGGGCAAAAUGUAAGCAUUUUCUCUUGUCAUUCGAGCAAAGUCAGAAAUAGCUCGGUUGUCAGGUCUCAAAAAGAUUAUUCUCAGCGAUGAUGAUCCUGUGGUGUGGUGGCAUCUCCUCAAUCACAAGACCGCAAAUGUUAAGCCUGUUUUGAUAUUUCUCAUCGCAAAUCGCCGGUCCUAACACAAAAUGGAGGAGCAACUGAAUGUGUGGACUGUUUGUAUGAUGCGUUUGCCAAAUCACGCGCCACAAUAAAACUAAACAAGGAGAGUUUGCAACCGCAACGUAGUUUUUCGAUUUUUUUGGUUUUUUUCCGGAGGUGUAGACGCCCCGUAUACGACGCAGCCGGUUUGGGGGAAGAGAUUUUUGGUUGCGUUAUCGUUACACGUGUGGUGGAUUGAACUGGAUUCCCGUCGGCCACCUCACGUGACUUAACGGCCAGCCAUCCAUAGAGCUGGCCCCUAACCUCAUACAGUUGUGCUAAUACUCAUUUUUUUUUUUUUUUUUUAAAUGACACCUCGGCGAGUUCAACUUUUUAUAUGACCUCUGAUGAAAAGUGAGGGAGAGACUGUGCACCUGAUUGCCUGUGACAACGGGCUCAUCUCAUUUCUAUAUUUGCAACUUACUAGGAGACGCGAACCGUCUGCGUGGCUGAAUGAUUACGAUCACCACAAAUGUCCACUUUAUGCUUUAAAGUGAAAUAUAAUCAAUAUGUUUACAUCCCUCGAUUUAAGACAGCCCCUGGAAGCUCCUCGAUGCGUGUGAGACGCUCGUGAGAACCAACUUCUGGGUCGCUUUCGAUGUUGCGAGGAGCUAGGAACGUUGCAUUUAAGAGACUUGAGAUGGGCCCAACAUCUUUUUUUGAAGAAAUGAAGCAACACCACCUCCAAUCCUAACAGCCUUAUAGGGUGUUCUUGUUGACUGGUCUGUACAUUCUCUUCUUAUUAUUGUUACACUUGAGAAUCAAGAUUUGAAUUUGUGAUGUAAGAUGUUCCUUUUUUCUUUUACAAUGUAAAUAAAACCUUCUGCGUGUCUAUAAAGAA
Messenger RNA from Phyllopteryx taeniolatus (common seadragon), 4048 nucleotides. It is a transcript of the gene st6gal2a, whose product is annotated as ST6 beta-galactosamide alpha-2,6-sialyltranferase 2a. Bases 412 to 1857 code for a protein of 481 amino acids. The transcript has 7 exons. NCBI's taxonomy places the organism in Eukaryota, Metazoa, Chordata, Actinopteri, Syngnathiformes, Syngnathidae. The record is from RefSeq and is a predicted model, not a curated record. Gene Ontology annotation, molecular function: sialyltransferase activity.